This is a messenger RNA of Dacryopinax primogenitus, 1314 nucleotides long. RefSeq names its product PLP-dependent transferase. Bases 1 to 1314 code for a protein of 437 amino acids. NCBI's taxonomy places the organism in Eukaryota, Fungi, Basidiomycota, Dacrymycetes, Dacrymycetales, Dacrymycetaceae. The record is from RefSeq and is a predicted model, not a curated record. The transcript is spliced from 4 exons.
AUGUCUGCUACUCUGGAUCCUCUCGUCGAGUGUCGCCCGCACUUCCCUGCCCUCACGGGUGACUAUAUCUUUGCCGAUAGUGCUGGAGGUUCUCAGUGUCUGAAAGCCGCAGCAGACGAGGUCGCAGAUUACUUGAUCAACAGCAAUGUUCAGCAUGGCGCCGACUAUUCUGUCUCUGUCAAGGCGACGCAAAGGGUACAGAUGGGAGUCGAUGCGACAAGGAUUCUCAUGAACGCCGAAUCAUCUGAUGAGAUCGUGUUUGGCAGCAGUUCGACUCAGCUGAUCGAGAACCUCGCCCGCGCUUAUACAGAUCUUGAGUCGGACGAUGAGAUAGUCGUCUCGCUCACCGAUCAUGAAGCCAAUACUGGUCCCUGGACUCGUUUGGCAGCCCGGUACAACCUCAAGUUUCACAUCUGGACACCAAAGCCGCUCAAUCCAUCUAACCCAUUCUCAGUCUCGUUGACUCUGGACGGGCUCAUCCCACUGUUGUCGUCCAAGACUCGUAUCGUCGCUUUUACAGCAUGCUCGAACAUCCUUGGAGAGUUGACCGAUGUGAAAGGCUUCGUUAAGGCGAUCAGGGAAAAGACGCGGGGCGGAAAGGGUGAACGCAGACAGGCCAGGGGUGCUGAAGUCUGUGUCGAUUGCGUUGCGUAUGCGCCACAUAGACGUAUCGACGUACAGGACUGGGAUGUUGAUUAUUGCGUAUUCUCCUACUACAAGGUGUAUGGUCCUCAUGCCUCAGCUCUUUACGCUCGACUGUCGUCGCUUGCCACGCUGUCUUCUCUUGCGCACUUCUUUUUCACUCCCGCACCGGCAAAGGCGAUGAAGUUGCAGCCCGGAGGUGCCGGCUACGAAUUGACAUACGGCACUAGUAUGGUGCUCCCAUACAUUCGCUCGCUUGGUGGACCCAACGGCGACCUUGAUGUUGCGUUCAAACGAAUGGCAGGACAGGAAGGACUGCUCGUCACUAAGCUGAUCGGCUAUCUUACUUCGGACGCAAGCUACAAGAAGGGUGUUCGCAUUGUUGGGUAUGAAGGUAUCGAUAGCCUCAAGAGGGCUCCAACAAUCAGCUUCAUCGUUGUUGGCGAUGAUGGCUUAACAAAGAAAGUGCAGAGCAAGGAUAUUGUGGCUACCUUCGACAAGAAAGGAAACAUGGGUAUUCGUUGGGGGCAUUUCUACGCAUACAGACUUUGCAGCGCACUGAUGGGAGAGAGCUCCGCUGUAGACGGAGUUGUUCGCGUCUCUUUCGUGCAUUACAACACCACCAAGGAAGUCGAUCGUCUCAUUGCCGUUUUUGAGGAGAUAUUAGCUUGA